Molecule: messenger RNA, 975 nt
Organism: Tuber melanosporum (Perigord truffle)
Lineage: Eukaryota; Fungi; Ascomycota; Pezizomycetes; Pezizales; Tuberaceae
Exons: 3
Coding region: 1-975 (324 amino acids)
Biological process (GO): electron transport coupled proton transport; ATP synthesis coupled electron transport
Molecular function (GO): NADH dehydrogenase (ubiquinone) activity
Source: RefSeq, a predicted model, not a curated record
AUGAUGGUUAUUGCUGUAGGUUUAUCUUCAUAUAAUGUGGCUUUAUUCCAUUUAAUCAACCAUGCCUUCUUUGUGGAGGCUCUUCUUUUCCUUGGUGCAGGUGCUGUAAUUCAUGCUGUUAGUGAUAACCAAGAUCAAAUAAAAUAUGGAGGGUUACGAGUAUUCUUACCUUUAAGUUAUUCAGUUAUGUUAAUAGCUUCACUUAGUUUAGUUGCUUUUCCGUUCAUGACUGGAUUCUACUCUAAAGAUUUUAUUCUAGAAUCUGCUUUUGGUCAAUUUUAUUUUUCUAGCAUUGUAGUAUAUUUUAUUGCUACUAUUGGUGCAAUCUUUACUACAUUAUAUUCGGUUAAAGUUUUAUAUUUAACUUUCCUAGCUAAUCCACAUGGACCUUUAAUAAAUUAUAAACAAGCUCAUGAGGGUGAUAUUUUUAUUAGUUUACCUCUAAUUACUUUAGCAAUUUUCUCUAUAUUCUUUGGAUAUAUUACUAAAGAUAUUUACAUUGGACUUGGUUCUUCAUUUUUUGCUGAUAACAGUUUAUUUAUUCAUCCUUCACAUGAAAUUAUGAUUGCCACUGAAUUUGCAGUGCUUACUAUUUUUAAAUUAUUACCUUUUAUUUCUACUAUAUUCUUUUCUGUGUUAGCUCUGGUUUUAUCUGAAUUUUUCCCUAAUUUACUAUUAGCAUUUAAAUUCACUAGAUUUGGAUAUAAUAUUUGGGGAUUCUUUAACCAACGAUUCUUAGUAGAAUUAUUUUAUAAUAAGUACAUUAUUGCCUUUGUAUUGAAGUUAGGUGGACAAACAACUAAAAUUAUUGAUAAAGGAGGUAUUGAAUUAAUAGGACCUUUUGGAUUAGAAAAAGGAUUGCUUAAUUUAAGUAAAAAUAUUGCUAAAUUGGAUACAGGUAUUAUUACAUCUUAUGCUCUAUAUAUAUUAAUAGGCUUAAUAAUUUAUAUUUUAAUUUAUACAUUAAGUACUUAA